AUGGCGUCAGAAUCCAGGAUUCCAGCCACACCGCCUCCAACUCAGAACCCACCUGUCGGCGCGUCUGGCUCUGAAACUCCUCCCGUCAACUCUACCCCUACCACUGGCGCAUCUGCCGGCGGGGUGUCUGCCUCGCCGGCUUCCGCGGCGGGAGCGGCGGGCGAGGAGCAGAUAAUGGAUCUGGAAUCGUACGCUGCGAAUUAUUCCGGCCACACGCGCAUCGUACGGCUGCGAUUCAUCGCGGAGCGGUGCGCCGCUAUUGGCCAGACCGCGAUGGAGCUCGAGGCGCUGCGGAUGGCGGCGGAUGAGUUAAAGCGCGGCGAGAACAGCGCGGCGUAUAAAGAGGUCGUGGCGAAGAUUGCGGGGCGCCUCGGGCCUAAGUACGAGCUGGAUCAGGAGUGGGUGGAUUCUGUGGAGCGACGCGCGGUGCAGAAGCAGGAGAAGCUGGAGAUGGAGUUAAACGGGCGUUCCAGUGCUACGUGCGCACGCGCGACUACUGCAUCACGUCCAAGCACACCAUCGCCAUGUGUGCCUCUCCUCCCCUCCACCCCUCUCACACACCCCAACACCCUUCCUUCGUUCCACACACUGAAGAGCCUUCUUCCCUGUAUCCCCCCUUCCCCUCCUCUUCCCUCCUCCCUUCCCUGCCCUCCUCUGCCAUCAUACCCGCUACAGACGAACCUGAUAAAGGAGUCCAUCCGCAUGGGGUACAAUGAUUUAGGCGACUUUUUCUACUCGCGGGGGGACCUCCAACAGGCCUUCCGGUGCUAUGUGCGCACGCGCGACUACUGCAUCACGUCCAAGCACACCAUCGCCAUGUGCCUCAACGUGAUCGUGGCGAGUGUGGAGCUGGGGCACUUUGUGAACGUGAGCAACUACGUGCAGAAGGCUGAGCGCGGCAUGACUGACCCCAUCGUGCUGGCGAAGCUCAGGAGCGCUGCUGGGCUGGCGAGCUUGGAGGGGCGGAAAUACAAGGCCGCAGCCAGGAAGAAGGCUGAGCGCGGCAUGACUGACCCCAUCGUGCUGGCGAAGCUCAGGAGCGCUGCUGGGCUGGCAAGCUUGGAGGGGCGGAAAUACAAGGCCGCAGCCAGGAAGAAGGCGGAGUGCAACAUGACUGACCCCAUCGUGCUGGCCAAGCUCAGGAGCGCUGCUGGGCUGGCGAGCUUGGAAGGGAGAAAGUACAAGGCCACUGCCAGGAAGAAGGCUGAGCGCGGCAUGACUGACCCCAUCGUGCUGGCCAAGCUCAGGAGCGCUGCUGGGCUGGCGAGUUUGGAAGGGCGAAAGUACAAGGCCGCUGCCAGGAAGUUUGUGAGCGCCAGCUUCGACAUGGGCAGCAGCUACUCGGAGGUGAUAACCCUCUUCGACAUGGGCAGCAGCUACUCCGAGUUUGUGAGUGCCAGCUUCGACAUGGGCAGCAGCUACUCGGAGGUGAUAACCCUCUUCGACAUGGGCAGCAGCUACUCCGAGUUUGUGAGUGCCAGCUUCGACAUGGGCAGCAGCUACUCCGAGUUUGUGAGUGCCAGCUUCGACAUGGGCAGCAGCUACUCCGAGUUUGUGAGUGCCAGCUUCGACAUGGGCAGCAGCUACUCCGAGUUUGUGAGUGCCAGCUUCGACAUGGGCAGCAGCUACUCCGAGGUGAUAGCACCGCAAGACGUGGCGCUGUAUGGGGGGCUCUGUGCGCUCGCCUCCUUUGACCGCGCCGAACUUAAGGUGCUUAUUUAUUCGGAGAUGUCAUAUACCAUUGCGAGAUGCACCAGUGUCUGCCAACCAAAUUCAUGCCAACCGAAUUCAUGCCAACCGCAUUCAUGCCAACCGCAUUCAUGCCAACCGCAUUCAUGCCUGGGGUACUCCGUUGACCUUCCACGUGGCUUAACUCCCCCUUCCCACCUCUCCCUGCCUCUCGUCCCGACCGCUGGCCCCUCCCUUGUCUGCUCCUUCUCUUCUCCCUUGUCUGCUUCUUCUCUUCUCCCUUGUCUGCUCCUUCUCUUCUCCCUUGUCUGCUCCUUCUCUUCUCCCUUGUCUGCUCCUUCUCUUCUCCCUUGUCUGCUCCUUCUCUUCUCCCUUGUCUGCUCCUUCUCUUCUCCCUUGUCUGCUCCUUCUCUUCUCCCUUGUCUGCUCCUUCUCUUCUCCCUUGUCUGCUCCUUCUCUUCUCCCUUGUCUGCUCCUUCUCUUCUCCCUUGUCUGCUCCUUCUCUUCUCCCUUGUCUGCUCCUUCUCUUCUCCCUUGUCUGCUCCUUCUCUUCUCCCUUGUCUGCUCCUUCUCUUCUCCCUUGUCUGCUCCUUCUCUUCUCCCUUGUCUGCUCCUUCUCUUCUCCCUUGUCUGCUCCUUCUCUUCUCCCUUGUCUGCUCCUUCUCUUCUCCCUUGUCUGCUCCUUCUCUUCUCCCUCACUGCGCAUACUCCGUCAACUUCCGCAACUUCCUUGAGCUAGUGCCAGAGGUCAGGGAGCUCAUAUAUGACUUCUACGCCAGCCGCUACGCAUCGUGUCUGAAGAAUCUGGACAAGCUCCGCCCAGGGCUAGAGCUGGACCUGCACCUGCAUGACCACUCAGUCUCCCCCUCUUUUCACCCUUGCCUCUCAACCAUUCCUUGUCUUCCCCCCAACAGCCGCUACGCAUCGCGUCUGAAGAAUCUGGACAAGCUCCGCCCAGUGCUAGAGCUGGACCUGCACCUGCAUGACCACUCAGUCUCCUCCCUCCUCUCUCCCUUUCUGACACCCCGGUCCCCUCAUUGCAGUCGAUAUGCAUCGUGCCUCAAGUACCUGGACAAGCUGCGUCCAGUGCUGGAGCUGGACCUGCACCUGCACGACCACAUAGUCUCCCCCUCCUCUCACGCUUGCCUCUCAAUUACCCCUUCAGAUCCGCCAGCGCGCUCUCAUUCAGUAGCCCCUGGCUUUUCUCCCCCUCUCUCCCUUUCCACCAGCCGCUACGCAUCGUGCUUGAAGUACCUCGACAAGCUGCGGCCAGUGCUAGAGCUGGACCUGCAUAUGCAUGACCACUCAUAUCUGGACAAACUGCGCCCAGUGCUAGAGUUGGACCUGCAUUUGCACGACCACGUGGCAGCGCUCUACCAGCAGAUCCGCCAGCGCGCUCUCAUUCAGUACACCACGCCCUUCAUAUCCGUUGAUCUCCGCACGAUGGCCUCUGCGUUCAACACGAAUGUGGCGGCGCUGGAGAAGGAACUUGCUGCGCUUAUAAUGGAUAACCAAGUGCAGGAGCUUGCAGCACUUGUCAUGGAUAACCAAGUGCAGGUGAGUGGAUGGAUGUGCAUUGGAGGUGGCUCAUAG
This is a messenger RNA of Closterium sp. NIES-65, 3282 nucleotides long. The record is from the annotation of a GenBank genome assembly. Lineage: Eukaryota; Viridiplantae; Streptophyta; Zygnematophyceae; Desmidiales; Closteriaceae.